Sphenostylis stenocarpa is the source of this 411-nucleotide messenger RNA. The record is from the annotation of a GenBank genome assembly. NCBI's taxonomy places the organism in Eukaryota, Viridiplantae, Streptophyta, Magnoliopsida, Fabales, Fabaceae.
AUGAAGGUGACUCGCUGGUGCCUCACGGAGGUAGGCUCUACCUUGAAGUUGGAGCUCCGCUCCCUCCAUCUGAGCUUCCACAGGAAGCAAAAAGCCGAAAAUGAGCAUCAUCCAGCAAUCCGACCAGGUGGUGCAACUCUUCGCAAGUCCAGCUUCUGCGACGUAAGCGGUCCAACUCUUAGGUCAUCUCACGGGUUAGGGAGAGGGCUGGAUCUCGCAGGUUGGGGUGUGGCGAGGGUGGGUCUCGCAGGAGAUAUUUACAUAACCUGCAUUGUGGAGCUACCAGAAUUAGAAAGUAGACAGAACAUUGCCUUGGCUUAUGACAUUCUAACUGCCAUGCCAAUUUCAGGUCCCAAGAAAAAUGCUAUUGUGGUUUCCCCUGAAGCGCUUGAACUAUCUCCUCUGCUCUAG